AUGGCGGACACUGCAACAUCAGCCAAUGUCGCGUUGGACGACGACGACCGGGAAAUUGAAGAAAUGCGCCGCCAAGUCCAGGAAAUGGAGAGAGAUCUUGCGAGAGAAAACGAGGCUGCAGAACUCGCUGCACUCGCAAACCAUCCAUCGCUCGCAGGCCCGCCAAAUGAUACCGAGACGGCUGCAAAGACCUCGGGAGGCUCAACACCAGGCGCAAAUGCAGAUGCAUCUGGUGCGGAUUUUAGUACAGACGACGAUGCGGAUGCGCGCAGCAUCUAUGUCGGAAAUGUCGACUACGGAGCGACUCCAGAGGAGAUUCAAGCUCAUUUUGCAUCAUGUGGGACCAUCAAUCGGGUUACAAUUCUGUUGGAUAAAUUCACUGGCCAUCCCAAGGGCUAUGCAUAUGUUGAAUUCGCUCAGCCCGCGCACGUAGAGGCUGCCCUCGUGCUCAACGAAUCGCUCUUCAGGGGACGACUCAUCAAGGUCACUGCAAAGCGAACCAACCUACCAGCGUUUAUGCGGGGAAUCCCCAGAGGCAGGGGACGAGGCGGGUAUCGAGGUGGUCGUGGCGGUCAUGCGCAUGGGUAUAAUCCCUAUGGUGGACGUCCCCGAGGCAGAUAUCCGGCAAUCUCGCGACUGACGGAAAAGGCGACCCAUUGCCCAGUCAUGGGCCCCGCACUCGUCCUGCGUUCGUCUCAAAUCGUGGGCUCAACGACCCGCGCACACGGCUAUGCGUCGCUUGCCGGCAAAGCUGCCGUCGAAGAGAUUCACCGCAAGGAGGGCGUGUUCCCCGUCGCGUCUGGAGCUGGGGUAUGCCCUCACUCUUCACCAGACACUGCAGCCGCAAAAUCUGCAGAGACGAUCCUCGCCGCCCAAAAGGCUGGGUGCCCCGCCCAUGCCCACAAGACGACCGACCAACAAGCAGCACCAAGCAGCAGCAGCAGCGCUCACAAGGCGCACACUGCCCUCUACGAGGCUAAAAAUGUAUCUCCCUCUUCCUUUGAUUACCAGCGCUUCUAUUCUGGAGAGCUCGACAAGAAACACAAGGACCGUUCGUAUCGAUACUUUAACAACAUUAACCGUCUCGCCGCACGGUUCCCAGUCGCUCAUACGGCCUCACAUGCAGAAGAAGUCGACGUAUGGUGCUCCAACGACUACCUGGGAAUGUCCAAGAACCCUGUCGUUCUCGAGACGAUGCACCGCACGCUCAACAAGUAUGGUGCUGGAGCUGGUGGAACGAGGAACAUUGCAGGCAAUGGACAAAUGCACCUUGCAUUGGAAGAGGAGCUCGCCGGUCUGCACAAAAAACCAGCCGCCCUCGUCUUUAGUUCUUGCUACGUCGCCAAUGAUGCUACCCUCGCGACGCUGGGGUCCAAGCUGCCUGGCUGCGUCAUCUUCUCCGACAGCAUGAACCAUGCUUCGAUGAUCCAAGGAAUCCGCCACUCUGGCGCUCGCAAGGUCAUUUUCAAGCACAACGAUACCGUCGACCUCGAACAAAAGCUCGCUCAGUUCCCCAAGGAGACACCCAAGAUCAUCGCAUUCGAGAGUGUAUACUCUAUGUGCGGGUCUGUCGGUCCAAUCGAAAAGAUUUGCGACCUUGCCGAAGAGUAUGGAGCUAUUACCUUCCUCGACGAGGUGCAUGCCGUAGGCAUGUAUGGACCCAACGGCGCUGGUGUUGCAGAGCACCUUGACUUUGACGCGCAUCUUGCCGCCGGCAAGAGUGUCCAAGCCGUCAAGGGCUCUGCCAUGGACAGGAUCGACAUUAUCACAGGAACCCUCGGCAAGGCCUAUGGCGUCGUCGGUGGCUACAUCGCUGGCUCUACCGAUCUCGUCGACAUGAUUCGCUCGUAUGCUCCCGGUUUCAUCUUUACGACUUCGCUCCCUCCCGCCAACGUCGCCGGUGCUCAGGCAAGCAUUGCGUACCAAAAGGCAUACAUGGGCGACCGUCGUCUUCAGCACCUCAACACCCGCGAAUUGAAGCGUCAAUUUGAUGCUCUCGAUAUUCCCGUCGUACCUGGCCCAUCGCACAUUGUCCCCGUCCUCGUUGGCGACGCAGGCCUCGCCAAGAUGGCAUCCGACACGCUCCUGAUGGAACACGGCAUCUACGUCCAAUCGAUCAACUACCCAACCGUCGCAGUGGGCGAAGAGCGCCUCCGGAUUACACCCACCCCUGGUCACACCGUCGAACAGAUGAGCCACCUCGUGCAAGCUACCAACGACGUUUUCAACAGACUCGGCAUCAAGCGUCGUGCGGAUUGGGUCAAAGAAGGUGGACGUGCGGGUGUUGGUAUCACGGCUUCCAAGGAGGCGGAGAAGAUGGACCCCGUAUGGACCGACAAGCAACUUGGUUUACUCGACGGCACUGCACCAAAGGUUCUCAAUUCUUCAAAGGGAGACAAGGCUGUCGUCGAUCUCAAGGCGCUCGCCGAGGCUCAGAAGAGGUUUAGCACUACGCUUGAUGGCGAUGCUUCUGUCAAUCCAGUCAAAACCGCCCUUCAAGACAGUCUCUUCCCCAACCAUAUCCCAACCCUUGUCGGAGCUCAGGCAUAA
Molecule: messenger RNA, 2550 nt
Organism: Serendipita indica DSM 11827
Lineage: Eukaryota; Fungi; Basidiomycota; Agaricomycetes; Sebacinales; Serendipitaceae
Source: the annotation of a GenBank genome assembly